Helobdella robusta is the source of this 1467-nucleotide messenger RNA. RefSeq lists its product as hypothetical. Gene Ontology annotation, cellular component: nucleus; cytoplasm. The record is from RefSeq and is a predicted model, not a curated record. The transcript is spliced from 10 exons. Gene Ontology annotation, molecular function: microtubule binding. Lineage: Eukaryota; Metazoa; Annelida; Clitellata; Rhynchobdellida; Glossiphoniidae. The coding region runs from base 1 to 1467 and encodes 488 amino acids.
AUGUACUUGUGUAUAGUAAGAAGUAUCAGUGAUCCAAUAUCGACUCUGCAGCAGCGAGAAGUUGUAGUUCUUGUAGCUAUGGUGGUGGCUGCAACAACUUCUACACCAACAUUCUCCUCAACUGCUUUGACAAACAGUUGCAAUAUAAUACAACAGUUGCAAAAGUAUUAUGGUAGUGAUCCAAUAUCGACUCUGCAGCAGCGAGAAGUUGCGAGAAAUGGCGCGGCUCGCCUGCAGAAGGCCCUGGAGAUCAAUAUGAAGAUCAUGAAGGAUCAGCACCAGGUUGAGCUGACUUCGCUGCAGAGCGCACACGAACAACAACUUGUCGAACUCGAAAUGAGGUUGAAACACGAAGCCGAAACUGACAAGAGGGCCACCACGGAGCAGCACAAACUGGAAUUGGAGAACAUUCAAACGCAGGCCGAAAACUUGGUAAGAGAUACUCAUAAUGUUUGCAUUUUAAACAUCUUGCAUAUGUUGGGUGAAGAUUUUUUCGCCCUCGAAUCUGAUGAUGAUCUAUCAGAGAUGAAGUCACAACACGAUUCCGAAAUCACGACAGUCACGCACGAGUAUGAGAGCAAGCUGGAGGUUCUUAAAAGUGAAUUUACACAUCAACUGGAAGCCCUGAAGAAGUCAUACGAGUCUCGCAUUAACAACGUCACGAAACAUUACGAAGACAUCAAGGAGCACCUCAAUGAAAAAAACGUGCAACUGCACAAUGACUACCAGGAUAUGAUGAGGAGGAAUGCCAGGGAGGGGAGUGGGAUGAGUACGCCGACCAGCCAGGGAUCUCCAGGAACCAUGCUCUCACACAAAUACUUGGAGCAGGAGGUGGACAGCUUGAGGGCUGUCAUGGAGUUGAGGAAUAGUGAGAUCAAUCAACUAAGAAUGCACAACAAUCUUAUGGAGAAGCAGUUGGAAGAAAUCCCUAAAGCUCAGCUGACCAUCAACUCUCUGCAACAGAAGAUUGAAAACCUCGAAGCCAUCAUUAAUCUGAAGGCCGACUACGAAAAAGAUUUAGCUGAAAAACACAACGUACUAUUGAGGAAGUUGGAUCAGGAAAGUCGGGCAAAGAAGAGACUGUCCAUGAACAACGAGGAACUGGCCUUCCGACUGAGUCAGACAUUGAACAACGUGGACAUUAGCGUUGACCCAUCGACAACCACCACAAACGUUCUAAUCACGACGACAACAUCAACUUCUUCGCCACCACCCAAAUACACGAACGGUGUUCGUCCAAAGUCCAUGAUAGCGACAAUCACAACCACGCAACACUCGACGACCACAGCCACAGUCCAGCAACUUCCACCGACAUCUCCUUCCAACAAAUCUACCAACAGACUAUCUGGACCCCCACCUACCAGCGCUAAACCCUCCGGCAUCAAGUUACGUCGGCCCAAGGAUGACUCCAAGCAGGGAAGCGAUGGUGAAGAAAGGAGACCUCAAAUGAAACCAUCUGAUGUUUAA